Adineta steineri is the source of this 840-nucleotide messenger RNA. Lineage: Eukaryota; Metazoa; Rotifera; Eurotatoria; Adinetida; Adinetidae. The record is from the annotation of a GenBank genome assembly.
AUGGGCGUUGACGUCAUUGGAGAAAUUAAUUAUCUUACUUCUACAACAGAUGGAGGUACUCCUUGGCUAAUACAGCAAUCAGUACCAACGGGAAAGAGAUCAAAUUUCGUACAAUCACCUAUUCCUAUAACUAUUCAUGACUUACGUGGCAAAGAGACAAGUGUUAAUCUCGAUACGAAUGCCAUCGAAGUGGCUAAAUACAAUGGUUCCAUACAGGAAGAAUUUGAAGAUGGUAGCGAAGAACAAAAAGUUUAUUAUGACGAGAUUAGUGAUUUUCUCAAGAAGCGACUCGGUGCCUCUCGUGUAUAUGUUUAUCAUUAUGCUUUUCGUUCUCGAGGAACACCAUUACCUGAUGAACAGUCCAAUGACCAUCAUAGAAAUCCUGUAUUUUAUCCUCACGUCGAUGUCGAUACGGUUGGACUUCAAAAGAUAGUCGAACGCAAACUUGGUAGUGAAGAUGGUGAAAAGACAAAGAAAAAUAGAUUUCAGAUGAUCAACAUCUGGCGUUUAAUAGGUUCAAAUCCAAAAACGAAUAAACCACUAACAAUUUGUGAUUAUCGUUCGCUUGAUAUCGACAAAGAUGUUCGUCCUCUUUUAAUUUGUGGAGUCGGUGAUGAUAUUACAGCUUACACAUUAUCGCCCAAUGCUCAAGAUGCUCACAUGUGGUAUUAUUUGAGUGAUAUGCAAUCCGAUGAAAUGUUCUUAUUUAAGAUAGUCGAUACUAAGCCUGAUGUUGCUCAAUUUGCUUUUCAUACGGCUUUUAACAAUAACCAUGUGUCUUCACCAAAUGCUGAACAAAAAAGUGUUGAACUUCGUUGUUGGGUGUUUUAUGAUGAUUAA